Messenger RNA from Bacillus rossius redtenbacheri, 2863 nucleotides. RefSeq names its product maltase A3-like. Lineage: Eukaryota; Metazoa; Arthropoda; Insecta; Phasmatodea; Bacillidae. The record is from RefSeq and is a predicted model, not a curated record. The transcript is spliced from 10 exons. Bases 6 to 2162 code for a protein of 718 amino acids. Gene Ontology annotation, biological process: carbohydrate metabolic process.
GCGUGAUGGCGGCCUGGCGACGCCUCGCGCUGCUGGCGGCGGCGCUGGCGGCGGCGCUGGCCUCCCCCGCCCCCGACUGGCGGCGCUCGGCGGUCGUGUACCGCGUGGACGUGCGGCUCUUCAGGGACGGCGACGGCGACGGCGUCGGUGACCUAGCAGGCGCGGCGGAGGGGCUGCGCCCCCUGGCUGAGAUGGGGGUGGACGCGGUGUGGCUGUCGCCAGUCUUCCCCGGCGCGGCGGAGCACCUGGCGGGCCGCGGGGUCGCCAACUACACGGCCGUCGACCCCGCGUUCGGCGACCUGGACGACUUGCAGAGCCUCCUGGAGACCGCCGCCGCGCUGGGCGUGAAGGUGCUGCUGGAGUUCGUGCCGAACCACACGAGCGACUCGCACGCCUGGUUCGAGCUGUCGGCGGCUCGGCGCGAGCCCUACUCGGACUACUACGUGUGGGAGGACGGCGCGGGCAGCGGCGAGCAGGCCCCGCCCAACGACUGGGAGAGCGUGACGGGAGGCUCUGCCUGGUCGUGGAACGAGCAGAGGGGCCAGUUCUUCCUGCACCAGUUCGGCGAGACCCAGCCCGACCUCAACUACCGCAGCGAGCACGUGAGGAGAGAGAUGGAGGAGGCGCUGUUGUUCUGGCUGCGCCGCGGGCUGAGCGGCUUCGUGCUGGCCGGAGUGUCGCACCUGUACGAGAGCGACGAGGAGCCCCCGGGCCACGGGGGCACCCUGGACCUGCCGGAGACGUACCGCCAGGUGCGCCGGUGGCGCCAGCUCCUCGACGAGUUCGGCGAACGCGACAACCGCACCAGGCUGCUGGCGGUGGAGAGCCGCUCCGGUCUGCAGAGCGUGCUGCGGUACUACGGCUCGGAGGACGAGCCCGCCGCGGACAUGCCCCUCAACUUCCCCUUCCUCUCCGCCCUUCGGCUGAACGGCAGCUCCCAGGAGCUGGCGGCGGCCGUCGGGGACUGGCUGGCGGGCGUGCCCGCCGGCAGUGCGGCCAACUGGAUGGUCGGCAGCAGCACGCUGAACGAGAUGGCGUCGUGCUUCAGCGCCCACGAGGUGGACGCCCUUAACGCCGUGCUCCAGGUCUUGCCGGGCUCGGUCGUGGUCUACGACGGAGACUCGGAGGCCUGGCGCGAGCCCGCCGCGGCCGGCGACGAGGACUACCCCCUGCUCCCCUGGGACCUCUCCCAGCCUCUCGGGGGUGCCGCCUCGGGUUCCAACGACAGCGCGACGCGCCUCCUGCCACCCAGUAGCGGCCCGGCGGAGGAGGGCAUCGGCCCGGAGCUCGAAGACGUCCACAGCAGGCUGCUCAGAAAGAUGUCACUGAGACGUACCAUCCCCACCCUGCAGUCUGGGGACGUCCACGUGUCCGCGGUGGCCCCGGACACCCUCCUCCUGGCCAGAACUCUGGAAGGCUGGGAUGCUUACGUGGCGGUCGUAAACUUUGGAGACAGCUCGACGACCUUGAACAUGUCCUCGCUCUUUUACGACGUGGCCUCAGUCGUCGUGCACUCGUGCAGCUCCAACUCUGGGCUCAGGGAAGGGGAAAUUAUUUCAUCUCUGGAAGUCACCCUUCCGCCUCGGGCAUCGGUGGUGCUGAGACUGUCGCAGACUCCGCCCGGCGGCACGGAGACCUCUACCGAGGACCCGGAUAUGCAGUCCGAGCUGUUUCUACGAGACCGUGACAACAGCACACUGCAGCCACAGAUAUUCGAGAAUGGCACUGAAGCAUCAACUGCAGACGUGACAAACUUCACAGAAGCAGAUGGUUACGAGACGACACAAACUUCUACAGACACAACAGACAUCGGCGCCGAAGUAUUCGCUCAGACGCUAAGCAGCACUGAAACAGCUUCCGUCGUGCGAGGUAACAGUACCGAGACGGGCGAGGUGGAAAAUGGAAGCGCAGAAACGUACGCCGACACUGCAGGGGUUGAAAACAGCACGGAAAUAUCUACAGUGGCAAUGGAACCAUACCCUUCAAAACCUUUGAGAAACCCGUUUAUGCCCGAGGCACCGUGCUUCUUGUGCGAGGACGCACAGAAGCAAACAGAACCCACCACCAUACCGACCACCACCACCAACGGAGCGGGAGAAAGCUGGACGUCACACUUCUCACUAAUUCCAGCGCUGAUUUUGAUAUCGGCCGCCGUUCUCUAACCAGAGGACACGUACCAGUAACCUUCAAAUUACCUCGGGCAGAGAAAGCAGAAGAAGAAGAAGAAGAAGAAGACUUGCAUAAAUGCCCCACUUUUGCUGUUCUUCUUAUUCCAAGUUUUGUAAGAACUUGCUCAAAUGUCAGGUGCUGUUUUUCCAUGGUUGUGACCAGCUAAUCAGCUGUUAUACCACAAAAAAAAAAUUCAGUUAGAUAAUUUCAUAAGUACGUGUUUCUCCAAAAAAAAAAAACAGACUUCUCAGUUACAACGAACCAAUAGUUUUAUUGUGCCAAAUGCCUGUAGAGUUUACCAUUGUGGUGUGAAAUCACACCGUAACUUACUGUAUAUUCUGCUAUUCAAUGUACACACGUACUUUAAAAGUACUACCUACUAAUGUUCAUACAUAUUUGUGUAUUUUAAUGCUUGUAUUGCAGUAUGUUAGGAUCAGAGUUAAAAGAUAAAUGAUUUAAAUUUUAUAACAUUUUGGCAAUAAUCAUUUUCAACUACACAUUGAAAUGAAGUGUCAAGCGAAAAUGUAUAUCAAGCUGAAGUAACAAUAUAAAGGUUUUAAGUUCCCAGUCAUGGGGCGUAUAUCCGGAGGAGGAAGAGGGGACGGCCCUUUCACUGGAUUUAAGAAGGCCCUCAUUGAGGGUGUUCUGCUUGCAAAAUAUCGUGAGACGGCUUAAAUAAACAAAAAAAUCAAAA